Prosopis cineraria is the source of this 1752-nucleotide messenger RNA. RefSeq names its product actin-related protein 7. Gene Ontology annotation, cellular component: nucleus. The record is from RefSeq and is a predicted model, not a curated record. Lineage: Eukaryota; Viridiplantae; Streptophyta; Magnoliopsida; Fabales; Fabaceae. The transcript has 7 exons. Bases 390 to 1475 code for a protein of 361 amino acids. Gene Ontology annotation, biological process: anatomical structure morphogenesis.
GCUAAGGCAUGUUGAUGACUUUGCCGCUAAUGAAAACUUCCAUCUUAGCCUCGUGAACCCUGCUUCUCGCCGGAGAGUCAGCAGCUUCCUCUCCACAGUCGCGAGUUCCUCACUUCUGAGAGUCGUUCCUCCUCAGCUUUCUUCGUCUUCCUCGUCGUUCGCCUUCCUCUCCGAUCUCCUCCCUCCAGCAUCGACCCCCCCUCAGAUUAUUAAGAAAUUAUUAAGAAACCGGAUAGUGUGGGGGCGAAAACACUGAUUCAGCAACUGCGUUUCAUCAUUUCAGCUCAGGUGUUGCUAUAUUUUAUGCUGGGUAUAUCCAGCUCAAUUGCGAGAGGUCAUUUCCGAAGCUUUGACACUGAAAGCUAGGGUUUUGUGCAAGAAAGGAGGGCAUGGAGGCCGCGGUCGUCGACGCUGGCUCAAAGCUCCUUAAAGCGGGAUUUGCUAUCCCCGAUCAGGCUCCAGCUAUGAUAAUUCCUACUCAGAUGAAACGCAUGCUUGAUGAUGGAUCAUUGACUGAUAAUUCAUUAGCUGAUGAUGUUACCAUAGAUCCAAUUGUGAGAGGAUUUGUCAGAGAUUGGGAUGCAAUGGAGGAUUUGUUGCAUCAUGUUUUAUAUACUGGCCUGGGAUGGGAAAUUGGCAAUGAAGGACAAAUUCUAUUCACGGAUCCUCUUUGUACGCCAAAGGCUAAUAAAGAACAGUUAGUGCAACUAAUGUUUGAAACAUUCAACAUAUCAGGCUUUUAUGCCUCAGAACAAGCAGUGCUAUCACUAUAUGCUGUGGGACGUAUCUCAGGAUGCACAGUUGAUAUUGGUCAUGGAAAAAUAGAUAUUGCACCAGUAAUUGAGGGUGCUGUUCAUCACAUCGCCUCAAAAAGAUUUGAAUUUGGAGGCGUUGAUUUAACAAAUUUCUUGGCUCAAGAACUCGGCAAGUCAAAUCCACUAGUAAGCAUUAGCCUGUCUGAGGUUGAGAAAAUAAAAGAGCAAUACUCAUGUUGUGCUGAAGAUGAAUUAGCUUAUCGGAAGACCCAAAGUUCUUGUGUUGCAGAGAAACAUAUUCUUCCUGAUGGACAGGUGAUAACUAUAGGGAGGGAAAGAUAUACUGUUGGUGAAGCUUUAUUCCAGCCAUGUCUAUUGGGUUUAGAGACACAUGGAAUCGUUGAACAGCUUGUACGAACUAUUUCCACUGUGUCAUCAGAUAAUCACCGCCAACUGCUGGAAAAUACUGUGGUUUGUGGCGGCCCCUCUGCAAUGACUGGCUUUGAAGAAAGGUUUCAGAAGGAAGCUAACCUAACUUCAUCUGCUGUUCGACCCACUCUUGUUAAGGCUCCCGAAUACAUGCCAGAAAAUUUAACUACAUAUUCUGCAUGGGUGGGAGGUGCCAUACUUGCCAAAGUAGUUUUCCCGCAAAACCAGCACGUAACAAAGGCUGACUACGACGAAACCGGACCUUCCAUCGUUCACCGGAAAUGUUUCUGAUGGCAUUCCUGGAGGCGCGAACUCCGCAAAUGUCUAGUUUCUUUAACACCAACUUGUAAUGUAAGAGGUAGUAGUAGGCCUUGGAUUGAUCCUGAAUUCUAUUUUUAUGUGCUAGAAGCGUUGAAGUCAAUUUGCUUUUGUUAUCCUGAAAAGAAGGAAAUAUUGAUGAGCUCAAGGCAGGCAUGUUUCUGAUAGCACGGGUAGAUGAUUUUAUUUUAUCGAAGCUUAAGCUUGUUGAACAUAAGCCCAUAAUUGAUAGUUGUUGAACAUUGAGGAA